UAGGUAUCUACCUAGUUAUUACCACAAGGGAAACUAAAUAACCAAGUGUAAAACUUAGAAUAAGUAUGGGCCUAAAAAAAAAGACAGGCCCGAACCGCGAUUCGAACGCGGGGCCUCCUGCAUUUAAGAUUUGGGAUCCCAAAGCAGGAAUCAUACCACUAGACCAUCCGGGCAUUGAUGAUGUAAGUGUUUGCUCUAUCAGGCAAUACAAGAGAGGUUUGCAGAUGUUAUGUGGCAUAUGAAAAAAAAGAACAGGCCCGAACCGCGAUUCGAACGCGGGGCCUCCUGCAUUUAAGACUUGGGAUCCCAAAGCAGGAAUCAUACCAC
Messenger RNA from Aspergillus heteromorphus CBS 117.55, 327 nucleotides. RefSeq lists its product as uncharacterized. The record is from RefSeq and is a predicted model, not a curated record. The transcript is spliced from 3 exons. NCBI's taxonomy places the organism in Eukaryota, Fungi, Ascomycota, Eurotiomycetes, Eurotiales, Aspergillaceae. Bases 66 to 242 code for a protein of 58 amino acids.